Trichoderma harzianum CBS 226.95 is the source of this 924-nucleotide messenger RNA. RefSeq lists its product as hypothetical. The record is from RefSeq and is a predicted model, not a curated record. The transcript has 2 exons. The coding region runs from base 343 to 870 and encodes 175 amino acids. NCBI's taxonomy places the organism in Eukaryota, Fungi, Ascomycota, Sordariomycetes, Hypocreales, Hypocreaceae.
GCACAAGUGAAAGGCAGCAACGAAGCAGUUGUUUCCUCGCCAGGCCGUAACUGCCUACAGGUAGGAGGUACUAAGCAACUAAGGUAUUCGGCGCCACAGGGGAAAAGAACGACGCUGUUUAGUUGUGGAUGAGCGCUGUACCUCGAGUUCUGUAGGCGACCAAGAUACAUAGACAUACACCGUAUCAAGGCGCUGCGCGAAGUACUCAGCGUCCAACCAAUUCGAGCAGGUACCUCUAAAGAUCGCCAGCCACACUUGUCGCCCGCCACCUCUUACGACAAUACGGGCCAAGAAUACGGAGUACAGGCUGCUUAUAAUAGGCUGGAGGCGUCUCCUCCGUACAUGGGCUCAAAUCGGUACCUAACCAUUUUCUCCCUGGACCCUCAACUGCGUAAAGAUGGAGCAUCACUUUUCAUGGGACGGUGGCCAGCGAUUGGCUUCAAUGCGGCUGCCUUGAAUUUGGGUAUCCAACAAAAUAGAUACCCAGUUGAUGAUAACAUACCUGGCAGAUGCCUGGAGGCCUCGCCUGAAACCUUAAUGCACAUGGAUACUAUAUCAUGUCAAUCGAAACCGCAAACAACAGAGCAAGCUCGAAGGAAGAGAAUAGCCCACCUCAGCUGCUACCUUUGUGCGAGCGCACAGUCUCCAGCAGACCGUGGGAGUGAAGAGCCGUGCCAGCAAGCGUCUAAGUCGGCUCGGCACUUGGGCAUCAGUUCGGGGCCCUGCAGAACCCUUACCCACAUGGCAUCUCAAAGCAAACAGAGACGACACCGAAACCCUUGCUCGACGGCUGUAUCACCCGCCUCGGGGGUAUCCGCCGACGGCUGCCUGUAUCUACUACUUCUGGUAGUAUGGCCAUGUCAUAAAUGACUAGAUUAGUUGGGUGACCCUGUGUGUUUGCAUCGGAGCAUUGCCGCAGAGCCC